Messenger RNA from Magallana angulata, 3812 nucleotides. Its product is annotated as leucine zipper putative tumor suppressor 2 homolog. The record is from RefSeq and is a predicted model, not a curated record. NCBI's taxonomy places the organism in Eukaryota, Metazoa, Mollusca, Bivalvia, Ostreida, Ostreidae. The coding region runs from base 563 to 2674 and encodes 703 amino acids. The transcript has 7 exons.
UUUGAUAUCCAACUUCUCUCUGCAGUUUGCUCAUGUGUGAAAUCCAACCUUCACUAUAGAUUCAAGCUAUUGGAGAUAAUUUCAGCAAUUUUAUGCUCACUUAGUCUCUGAAACCUGAACAGUUGGCAGGCCCCCCGAUCUGAUCAGCCGACCCAAAGUUUCCCUUUAGGUGUGGGUUUGAACAUAGAUUUGAUAAGCACUUGAGAGGAUAUUGACAAUUUUUUCAUUUUUGACAGAUCGUCUUGUGUAUUGAUAGGUGACAAUUCUGCCAGAAGGCCCUACUCUCUACCCUUGCUGCCACAAUAAAGGUCCCGUGCUACGACCAGGUACAUGUGCGGUCAACCACGCAACUAGCCUGCAGGACAUCAAUCCGUAAAGCAUUGGACACUUGUAGUGUUACAUUUGAAGGGUGGAUGUGGAAAUAGAACUGAUUAAAUGCAAAGAUGUAUCGAAAACCACAAGAGUAUUUGUAAAACUGAGUUUAACUUGGGAGUUGGCAGCUUUUUAUCGAACAUGAAUGGCAGACGUUGGUGAAUUUCCCUCGACCAGCUGUGGAAUAUAAAUGGUUGCUAUGACGAAUCGUAGCUACUCCAGCUCUGAACUGGGUGUUCCGGACCGGGACUUCUCACCCCGCCUGAACCAUCUUUAUUCUCCGCUAUCAAACUAUUCAAAUAUUUCCCAUGAUGCAUCUUACGCCGGAAGUCAGCAUGGGGGAUUUCAUGACAUGUCUAUCUCUGAACACGAAUUUGUGUCACCGAGACAUGAUGUUUCCAUAGGACAAGAGUACAAAUCUAGUGACUAUGACGAUUAUUCACAUAUAAACUUCCCCAGCAGACGGGCGAGGAGUGGGGCCCCAGACCCACCCCUAAGAACCAGUAGUGUCACGUCCUUCGCCUCUGACUACAUGCAGAGGUCAUACCCUAGCAGCAAUCAACAGUAUUACAGUCACCGUAGCAACAGUACUCAUCAUAAUUAUAGCCAAUCACGGAGGAAGACAUGGUCCCCCUCUCAAAUCAAGAAGGACAUGGUUGGAGGAUAUCGAAUGAAUCUCACGAAUGGCCACCCAGUGCCUGAAGGUCAUGAGGUCAAUAGGUCAGAUGACAGUGAGGCUGGACCCCCAAAGCUCACCCCUUUCAGUGGAAUGCUUACAAAGUUUGCGCACCUGAAAAUCCCUGUUGCCCUGUUGGUAGACAUUGAUUUCAGCACCAGGAACUGGUUUCAAGUGGUGGAAGCAGGCUUCGCUAUGGAGCUGGAGGAAGAUGGAGGGUACUGCACGCUGUCUCCUUCUGCUGAGUCACCAGCUAAGGGCAUAAUCCGACCGAUUGCCUUCAAACCGGUGGUCAUCUCCAAUCACAACUAUGUAAAUACUCGUCAUUUUGACCAAAAGACUCCGCAGCAGGACGAUGGCUAUGGGUCUCAGGACUACCCGAUGACCAAUCAAAAUGCAGCAGACAUGUCACAUGGGUCAUUGCAUAUGGACAGUGACAGGUCAACAAGUUACUCUAGUGACAGUCAAAAAUUGUACACGCCUGAGCGACCUGAAUCCACCCGGUCUUCUUGCAUCAGUCACGCUUCGUCGAUGAGGAUGGAAGGAUACAUCCAGACUCCCUCCCCAAGUGAUUCCGGGGUGGGGGAGCUAGAAGCUAUGCUGAAAGAGAAAGAUGCUGAGAUUAAUACCCUGAGGGAUGUUAUGGAUAAGAAUGAGCGUGCCAUAUUCCAGGUCUAUGAGGAGAAAAAACACUCAUGGAGUCAAGAAAUCAAGGAAGUUCGAGAUGAGUACGAAAAGAAAUUGAAGCUAGAACAAAGGAAGGCCUACAAAACAGAACAGACACUGUCCCUCCAAGUGUACAAACUCCAGCAGGAGAAAAAGACUUUGAUCGAGAGAGUGGAGGAAAUGCAGGCGCAGUAUAGAAAACUACAGCAAAAGUGUGACUCUUAUGAAAAAGAGAACGACAGCCUGCGAUCGCAGGUGGUCAAUGUCUCGUUACAAGGGGACAGAACUGCGGAAGACAUGGAAGAUCUCCAGAGCCAGGUGGAAAUUCUAAACCAAAGUCUCUCUGAAAAAUCAGUGGAAAUAUCUGAGCUCCAGUCAAAAUUGCAACAUUAUGAAUCGGAGAGUCAGAGGAAGGACUUUCAACUCGGUGAAAAAUUCAGAGAAGUUUUGGCAAAAACUGAAGAACUGAAAUCCUUACGUGCUAACCUUCGCAGAGUAUCCAAUAACAAUGUGAUGGAUAUACUGGACUGCAGCUUUAAUCAUAGUGGUGAGGAGUUCUCUGCCCCUGAUUUGGGGGACAGAUCCUCUCCCCUGACAAGUAGUAGGCUUACCUCCCCUUUAAGUCAUGGCCUACCACGCUCCUCUCCUCUCAGUAACAAAUCUAGUUCUUCUCUCAGCAGUGAGUCAGACAAAGACAAAGUGAUUCUACAACUCCAGAGGGAGCUGGAAGAGUUGAAAAACGGUUUAGUGGGUAAAAACGAAGUGUUUGAGAAAGAGAAAGAACAAUGGCUGGAUGAGAAGAACAAAGUUAUUCGUUACCAAAAGCAACUGCAGCUUAACUACGUGCAAAUGUACAACAAGAACAAAAUGCUUGAGGCAGAAGUGGAACAACUUACUCUGGAGCUUGAGAGUCGCGACAUGAAAUUAAUGGCAAUAAACGGGGAGGAAUCGAUGUGUUAGCUGCCGCACCUUAUAGAAAUUUACAAUGGUUCUAUGCAAAUGUGUAGCCAACUUUAAGAUCCCAAUUUUGAGCUCUUUCUCAGUUUCAUAAGAGGUGCAAAUAAAAAAAAUGUGUUCUUUUUUGACAUUUCGUAAUACUUUGUGUGAGGAAUUGCGCUAGCAUGCUCUGUAUUGGUGAAAAAGUAUUGGACAGUUUGUCAAUACAAUGACCAUAAAAUCAAUUGCAUUAGACAGUUUGGGGAACGAGUAAUGUGUUUGAAGUGUGCAUCAAUUUUUCAGCAGAAAAAAAUUGAGUCAUACCGAUUUUGGCAUUCUUUCAAAAGUGUCCAAGAUUAUGAGAAAAGCUAAUAUUUGAAGAAAAAAAAUGUGUGCUAGUGAGAUUCAAAGUGGUGCUGACAAUUUCCUUCUUUCUCAAAAAGUAUAUGUUUGUAACCAAUGGCAUACAAGUCAUCCUCAUUACCAAGGACACAAAGCAUUAAGAUUAAACUUGAUACCAGAUACAUUAGAUGUAUAAUCUCAAGGCAAUUUCUACCCAAGGAGAGGUAAAAAAAGUCUUGUAAGUGAUAUAUGGCUAUUUAAUUCUGGAGUUAGGUAUGACUCAACUUUACCAAGCUUUUUGUGCCAAAUAAUGGAUUAGUUAUAUAAACAGAGAAGUGAAAUCCAAAUAGCAUGUCUCUGUUUUUUCAUCUUGAGAUGACAACAAAACAAGUGGAUUGAGUCAGAUCUAUAAAUAGAUCAAGCUUUUUUUUAUCUACUGCAAGGUAGAUAGGUAAAUUUCUCUAUGAUUCAAUGAAUACACUGUAAACACCUACAAUAUACACCUGUGAUUUGUGCCUACAUUGUGUCAUAUAAGCAAGCAAUACUUGUAUAUAUAUUUGAUCUACAAAAUACUUAUGUACUCAAAAAUACAACAUUUUCAAUUUUAACACAAAAAGCAUGUGAACUACAAAUUGACAUGUUUUUUUAUUAUUAUUAUUAAAUGAUGAUUUGUUGAUAUCUUAAUGAAAAUACAUAUUUGGAGACCUCCCAACACUGGACAUUGAGAAGAUAUUCCUAUUUCUAGUCAUUUCUUUGUUGUUACUUGUACAGAAAUACUGUCAUAUUAAAAACUAAAAAAAAAAAAUCUUUCUUUCUUUAU